GAAUUUUAUAAUAAUCCUUCUGGAAAUAAACAAAUUGUAAAAAUUCUGCGUAAAAUCAAAGUUGCAUUGCAUCUGAAGAAGCGCCGAUCCAAGCACAAGCCAGCAGAGCAACAGGCCCAGGCACAGUCACAGUCACUGCAGCAGCAACACCGCCAUCAUCGCUGUUACCAAGACGACGACGACGCCAGCUGCAGCCAAAUGGAAAGCAAUUUGAAUCGAAUGAUUAAUCAAACGCUGCGUCAUCCGCUCAGCGGGCAGCUAAGCAAAUAUACAAAUGUGAUGAAGGGCUGGCAGUUCCGUUGGUUUACCGUGGACUCCAAGACGGGCUAUUUGAGCUACUAUUUGUGCGACUCGUCGGCAGUGGGCGACGACAUUGCUCCGUCGCCCCAUGUGCUGGCCAACACACCGCGCGGCCAGGUGCAGCUGGCCGGCGCCGUGGUCUAUCCCAGCGACGAGGAUUCGCGCACCUUUUCCAUAGCCUGUGCAUCGGGAGACACGAUGAAGCUGCGUGCUAGUGAUGCACGUGCUCGACAGGAAUGGGUCGAUGGCUUGCGCGCCGUCGUCGAGAGCCACACACAAGCUAUGGACAUAAGCAAUUCCUCGCCAUUGCCGGCACGCGAACUACUGGCUGCCUCGGAUGCAUUAGUCGCCGCUCGUCAAGCUCUAUUCCUCACCGAGCAGUGCAAUGCCUCGUUGGCACGCGCCAUUGAAAACAUUGACUGUGCUUCCUUCUCGCCCACGGAUCCGGAUCUCUUGCUGCUGAAAGCCAUUUCCACGGCCAGCACACAGUGUCUGCAUCAAUGCCUUGGCCUGCUGCAACGUCAUCAGGAGAUCAAUCAGCCCCAACUCGAGGAGGUGACGCCGCCCAGCAUCAGCUUGGCCCUGCAAUAGCAGAUCUAACCUAAUUUGUCCUAUGUUAUCAAGUUAUCAAAGCAAUAAAAUUAAAUACUGUAAAUA
Drosophila hydei is the source of this 957-nucleotide messenger RNA. Its product is annotated as oxysterol-binding protein-related protein 11. Lineage: Eukaryota; Metazoa; Arthropoda; Insecta; Diptera; Drosophilidae. The record is from RefSeq and is a predicted model, not a curated record. Bases 199 to 891 code for a protein of 230 amino acids. The transcript is spliced from 3 exons.